Molecule: messenger RNA, 1138 nt
Organism: Fusarium vanettenii 77-13-4
Lineage: Eukaryota; Fungi; Ascomycota; Sordariomycetes; Hypocreales; Nectriaceae
Exons: 3
Coding region: 584-1138 (184 amino acids)
Source: RefSeq, a predicted model, not a curated record
GUCGGCUUGCCUCUAGGAAGAUCAGCACGCUUAUAAAUCGCCUGUUGGGUUCGAUAACGCUUUAGACAAGGCGUCAAUAGACCCCAUCGCACUCUCCUUCCUGAAAACUGGAUUCUGGCCCUGGUUUGCCUACUUCGCCGCCACGUUUCGCGACGAGCAAUGCGAGCGUUCUGUGUCACAGCUGUCUACCACCGAGUUGGGCUCAAUUAUUUGUGAACUAUCAUCGGUCGAAGUUAACCCCUCUCUUGUUAAUCGUCUUAAGUCCACGUUACAGGAUUCCUUCUGUGGCAAGUCACGCUGCAAAAAAUUGACGAAGCUCAACGUUAAAGGCUGCCCCAUAGUCCUGCCUGACGAGACUACCGCAGCACUACCCGAAGUCCAACCCGAAGCCCAACCUGAAUCACCUGCCUCCACGCGCCCGGAAUCGCAUUGUUCUCCCUCACUGGGCGAAACGCAUCCUCCGAUCUCGCCACCCGAUUCCCAUAUUCCUUCCUCGCUUUCCCAACUCAACCCGAAACGCCAACGCGUCGGAACUAGAUACCAGAACCGCUACCGAAGACCGGGCGCCGCCGGGAAUAGCCUCAUGGUUGCUGCUCCGCAGCAGACACCCUCGACCUCUGACGUCGCGAUCGGCGAACCCCUGGAGAUCCAUGAGCUCCCAGACUUCAAACCAGUGGAGCGUUGGGAACGCGCAUAUCCGGAAUCCAAACAUAUUCCUCUUUUGCUCGACCCUGCCUUGUGUAAUAUGAUUGUGAAGAAGGAUAACCAGGCUUGUAUUAUGGUCUCGAAUCCACCUCACUUAAACGGAGACUCUCGACUUGUCAUGGAUAUAUGCGCCGAAGAUGUUGAAUAUCUAGCAUUGAAACUUUUCGAACUACGUAUCCGGACUCGAGACGGUAUGAGGCAAGUCGUGAGCAACAGAGGUACAUUCAGGUCAAUCUUGGGAUUUGAACAUUACAACGGAUCCGACGCCUCUACAUGGAACGGUCUUUUUGGCAAUAUAGUUGCUGAUGCAAUGUAUCAAAGCUAUAUGCGUGUUGCCGAGAUUCUAAACGGCGACAUAUGGUCCUGUUGGCGUUCGAUGUGUGAUAUAGAAAUGAUGCGUGAUCCGAUGGCCCUUACAGAAUUGUCUGGUUGA